Messenger RNA from Megalobrama amblycephala (Wuchang bream), 1657 nucleotides. It is a transcript of the gene ppp1r3da, whose product is annotated as protein phosphatase 1, regulatory subunit 3Da. NCBI's taxonomy places the organism in Eukaryota, Metazoa, Chordata, Actinopteri, Cypriniformes, Xenocyprididae. Gene Ontology annotation, cellular component: protein phosphatase type 1 complex. Gene Ontology annotation, biological process: regulation of glycogen biosynthetic process. The coding region runs from base 264 to 1169 and encodes 301 amino acids. The record is from RefSeq and is a predicted model, not a curated record. Gene Ontology annotation, molecular function: glycogen binding; protein phosphatase 1 binding. The transcript is spliced from 2 exons.
CUGACACAGUAGCCACGCCCCCUGCCUUUGACAUCACUCUCAUAACAGCUUUGCGCAGUUUGCACGAAAUGCUUCGUAUGUGAGUUAAAUCACGUAGUAUACUUCACCUUUGCACAGUCAUGGUCCACGUUAUGAACGCUUGGUUUAUGAAAAUAGCAUCGGAGGAUUUUCAGAUGCGUCGUAAACCCAAACACGUCGGAUUUUACUGGCCUUUCUAAGUUAUCUGUGCUAGGUGCACUGGAAAGCAACGAUUUCUAAUAAACAUGGCCUGGUCUUUGGGAUGUUGCCAUAAAGACACACCCCUCGGAGAGAUGAAUGCUGACCUAUUUUUUACCACGGUAUCAGAUGGCUCAAAAGAAAGUUCCACACCGACGUUGCAGGACACGUCCCGCUCAAAAACGGACAGCGGGAGGAAGCCAGUUAAAAUCCGUCCACCUAGCCCGAGAACCACUCCGAGGCAAACUGCAGGCCGCAGCCUGUCAUGUGAACCCCCAACCAAAUCCAUCAUCCAGAGGCGCACUCAGUCCCUUCCAUCUCCAUCAGAGAGAAGAAAGCUUAGUCGCAGAGCCAGCGUCCGAUUUGUGGACUCUUUGGGGUUGGACCUGGAAAAUGUCAAGGUUUUUAAAAGCGGCGAGGACCCGUUUGUCCCAGAGCACGUUCUCUUCCGACUGUUGAUGAAUGCAGAGCUAGCCUCGAGUAAGAGGAUGGAGAUAUCCUUACCGUAUUUGAAGCCCAUGUUCUCUGUCCAGCCGGGCGAAUGUUCAAACUUCACGGAUCGUCUGCGUUGCCAACAAGUAUGCCUGGAGCGGGUUUUGUGCUACGAGCCUGGCAUUAUAGGGAUCGUUCAAGUUGUAAAUUUGGCCUUUGAGAAGGAAGUGAGUGUUCGCUAUUCCUUUACAAACUGGAAGAGCUGCUCAGAAACCAAAGCGUACUGGGUUUCAAGCAAAUCUAUGUCAAACGGGCCUUGCUGUGACACUUUUCGAUUUCAUCUUCCCGUUCCUCCGUUUAUCCUUCACCCUGGGGCUGUGCUGGAGUUUGCGAUUUGUUAUAAAGUAAUGGGCGCUCAGUUUUGGGAUAACAAUGGUGGGCAGAAUUACAAAUUGACCUGUCAGAGUUACAACCUGCCUGUGCCGAAGGAAUGUGAAGACAGCAUGAUACACUUUAUCUGAGGACACUGAAAGUUAGAUUAACCUUCUUUUUUUUAGAGCACUAUUUUCACUUUACUUGCAACCCACCAGCAUUUUCACUGUGUGAGAUAUAUUGCUAAGCAUCUGGAGGUGCCAUAGCACAUUUCCUUUGUGAAUAAUAAUCUGAAGCCAUGUGAAAGAUGAGAUUUUUAACUAUGAUUUGUGACUGUUUAACUGGACUGUAGCACUGUAUUUCUGUACGUUGACUUUGAUCAUGUAAUGUAGAUUCAAAAAGUGCCUUUACUGUAUUUUCUACCUUUCAGAUUUGCACAUAUUUGUGUGAGGAUUUUAUUGUCACUAUGUGGUGCAGUUUCAAAAUACUUGUAUAUAUUGUAAACACAGAUGUUGAUGGAAUAAAUAAUAAGGAUGUGUUUAAUGGAAAUGUGGAAAACUGCUUGUUUUAAAGAACUAUCCAGCUUUUCUUCACUGUCCUUCAAACCUUCCAAUAAAGCCAUAUGUAGACACACAAA